UAUUAUUUCAUGGAAAUCUAAAAUUGGCUUUUGCAGAAACUUUGCUAAAUUGAUGAAAGAAAUAAAGAUCUCAGUGUGAGAGAUGCGAAAACCCAUUGCAGUUUAUUCCUCACAGGAUUGAUUUGUUCGUAGUAGCUUUUUUGAAUUUGAAGAAAAAUAGGAGAGAAUUGUAGAGAUGGAUAAGCUAUUGGAAUUUGGCAGAAGAGCGAUGUUCUAUGUUAGGGUUCUUUCUGGGUAUGAAGAGCGCAGAAUCCGAUCUUACAGAUUGCAGCUCCAGCAACGGCUCCAGCAGGCACAAGAGAGGAAAGCUGCUCUGAAGAAGGUUCCUGAACAAAUAAUUUUAUCAGAGGUCCGACGGAUGGUUGAGGAUAUGCAAUCUUUGAAUAAGAAGUUAGAAGAAACAGAGGCAGCCAUUGAGGAGUAUUUCAAACCAAUUGACAAGGAAGCAGAGUACAUAAUGAAAAUGCAGCUCGAAGGAGAGGAGAAGACGAUGAGGGAGAUGAUGAAAGCCAUGCAAACACAAGCUUUACUCGAGAAAGAUUUACAAAAUUCUAAGACAGACCAACAAAUCCAAGAAUCAACAACAGCAGAUAAGCAUGCCCAAGUUGGAUAAACUCCUUUGUGCUUCCUGAAGAUACUUGGCAAGGAAUUAUGUAAAAUUUUUAUGCUUAUUAGCCCAUUUCUUUGGUUGCAUAUUGGACCUGGUAUUACAUGUCAACAACCAGGUCCGCUGUUGCACUAACUUCGUUUUUAAGCGUCCUUGGGGAUGUUUGAUGUGAUAACAAUAUCACCUCAAAUGCAGUUGAGUAGCAAGCUGGAUUUUGAGUCUGUAGAUGUCAUUUUAGCGCAGAAAAAGUCUACGUUGUACGCCAUUAAUAAAAGCUUGUGUUAUGCACAUAGUGUUUUGCCAGUUUCUCAUAUAAUUGAUGACUAGCAUAGCACAAUAAUGGAAUUCUUGGAAUUAUUUAUGUAAUUUUAGUUUUCUCCUGAA
Messenger RNA from Sesamum indicum (sesame), 991 nucleotides. RefSeq lists its product as uncharacterized. The record is from RefSeq and is a predicted model, not a curated record. Lineage: Eukaryota; Viridiplantae; Streptophyta; Magnoliopsida; Lamiales; Pedaliaceae.